GACUUGCGCGCAGACGAGCAACAGAUCUGCGCGCAUGCGCAGUCCAUUGUUUUGACUGAAAAUGCCGUCGGUUUCGAAAACGGCGGCCAACGCGUCCCCUCAAACCGAGAAACCGACCCACUAUACAUACUUGAAGGAGUUCCGCACGGAGCAGUGCCCGUUGUUCCUCCAGCACAAGUGCACGCAGCACCGACCCUUCACGUGCUUCCACUGGCACUUCCUCAACCAGCGGAGGAGGCGACCCAUCCGGAGGAGAGACGGGACCUUCAACUACAGCCCCGACGUGUACUGCACCAAGUACGACGAGACCACCGGCAUCUGCCCCGAUGGAGACGACUGUCCUUAUCUACACCGGACAACUGGUGACACAGAGCGCAAGUACCAUCUCCGCUACUACAAGACUGGCACUUGUAUCCACGAGACGGAUGCUCGAGGGCAUUGUGUGAAGAAUGGACUACACUGUGCUUUCGCUCACGGGCCACAUGACCUCCGACCUCCAGUCUACGACAUCAGAGAGAUUCAAGCACAAGAGGCCCUUCAAAAUGGGCAGUUGGGAUCUGGGGAAGGUAUCCCAGAUCUGCAGCCCGGUGUGUUAGCCAGCCAAGCUAUGAUUGAGAAGACUCUGACCGAAGACCCCCGGUGGCAAGAUACCAACUUUGUUUUAGCCAACUACAAAACGGAUCAGUGUACGAAGCCCCCGAGGCUUUGCAGACAGGGCUACGCGUGCCCCCACUACCACAACAGCAGAGAUCGAAGAAGAAACCCCAGGAAGUUUAAGUACCGGUCGACUCCUUGUCCCAACGUGAAGCACGGGGACGAAUGGGGCGAACCCUCAAAGUGUGAAAGUGGAGACUGUUGUCAGUAUUGUCACUCUCGUACUGAACAGCAGUUUCACCCUGAGAUCUACAAAUCUACCAAAUGCAACGACAUGCGGCAAACCGGCUACUGUCCCAGAGGACCGUUCUGUGCGUUCGCACACGUAGAAAGAAUCCCCUCCACAGAAGAGACCAUGAGCUCACUGCUCACAGUGAUUCAGUCCGGCUCGCAGCCGUAUUCAGAGGGUCCAGUGAGCGAGUGGAACAGCGGAGGAAACUCCGCCACCAGCAGCAACGGACGUCUCAUGUGCACUUCCCUCUCUCUGGUUUCACAUUCUAAUCGCUCGGGAAGCGACAGUUUGUUGUCCAUCAGCAGGCCCAAAUCUAGUGCUAGUUUAUGUUCAGAGUUCAACACGUCCAGUGUGUCAUCUCUGACGUCUAACUGUCCCAGAGCCUUUGAACCUGAGGACCAGAUCAAAAACAAGGGGCUGGUGGAUCACAAAUUAAUAGACCAAGAAAAACAGACACAGAAUCCUCUAUUCUCUGCGGUGAACCCUUUGGCAUCCAGCUUUACCUCCAGCAUCACCUCCAGCUUGGCCUCCAGCGUCGGCUCAGACAGUUCUUCACCCACCACCUUAUCAACGAUGAAUGCAAAAGCCACUCCGUUCUAUCCGGGGAGCAACACCGUGGAGUCUGUCAUAGGAUCCGCUUUGGACCUCAACUUCAGUGACAUUAAUGUCGCCUCCCUCGAUAAGGAGUUAGAGGAGCAAGACAGCAGCGUGGGACUCGCCAGUCAAAGGGCGCUCGGUGGCUCCGCCCCGGUCAACAUUCCCGGCUCCUUGGCUCGAUCGUCCUCCUUCAACUCCUCGUCAUCGCUCUCCACCUCGCCGCUGAGCUCCCUCUCCCAGUCGCUGUCGCAGUCCCUGCUGUCCGCCGCCAUAUCGCACCAAAGUCAACCGUCAAACAUGUUGGCCAAGCAGGAGCGCGGCCUCCUGGGAAACCCCGCCUCCUCUUCCCAGAAUUCCUUGGGCUUGAAUGGAGGGGCUGGCAGCAUCUGGGACUUUGUGAGUGGCAGCUUUUCACCGAGUCCAUCUCCAGUUUUCAGCAGCCUAACCCCCGCGACCAGCAGCGGCGAUCUGGCCCGCCUCUUCAGAGACCUGGACGAGGCCAAACGGAAGAUCAAACAGUGGGAGGAGGCCUGGCAUCAGGUCAAACAAGCCUGUGAAGCUUGCCAGAAGGACGCUCACGAGGCAAAGGAGCAGGCGAAAGCCUCCGAGGCCGAGCGGCAGCUGGCGGAACAGAAGCGGGAGGAAACGGGGCGCAAGCUGAAGGAGCUCCAAGGGGACUUUGACGCGCUGUGUCGCGCCCCUGGAACACCUCUUCUCCGUAGCUAUAGAGAGCUGGACAAGCUGCCCUUGUCAAAGCUACACUCCCUCCAGAGUCAGCUGCGUAGUGACCUAGACCUUGUAGACGGGGUAAUAUAUCAGCUUCAGUCAAAGAAAUGUAUAGUUUGCCAAAAGCACGAUCGCUGCGUUGUUCUGCAGCCGUGCCAACAUUAUGUGCUGUGUGAGAACUGUGCACCCAGUAAAACACAAUGUCCCUGUUGUAGAACAAAGAUAUUGAAGUGGUGAUGUACAAAAAGGUACUAUUUAAGGAUUUAGCCCUUUGAAAAACUACUCGACUAGACAUUACACUUUGUACAGUGAUUGAAUUGAUUUGGAACACAAUGAUGUUUAACUGAGACGGAAAAUAGUAUUAUGAAUCCGAUUGUGUACUGAGGAUUUAAUCAUUACACUUCUGGCUGCACAUUAACCCGACUCGACCCGAAUGGAACGGCAAACACUCAAAACAGAAUAUAUUUUAUUAUCAGUCACUCUAACGAGCGCGCUUCUCGUGUCCAGCUAUCAAAACAGCAGUUGCAUUUUUCAGCGAUACACUUUGACAACGCGACACAUACUCAUACUCAUGCUCACACAGUAAAACAGCAAAUGGGAUUGAUGAACUUUAGAAGGUUAAAAGUUGUACACUUAAAGAAAUUAAUGCGUAUACGUUUGUGUUCUUCUUCCCUUGUGUUUGGAUGUUAAUGGUUUGGAAAUCCUUUGGAAUUAUUGUGUAUGAAACUCUGAUCUGUCUACAUUUAAUGCACUUAAAAGUUCACCCGGAGAAAAAUGGAAGGUUUUUCAAAAAGAUACUAAAGAAAUAUGCAUUUGAAAAGGUUUUUAUAGAUCGUAUCAUCACAGAUUAUUAUAUUUGAAGAACGAAAUACAAGACGGAAAACCUACUCACUGUAACUUCAUAUUAUAUCUUAAGUGAAAAGUUCUAGUUUUAAAAUUAGGUCUAAAAAAAAUCUCCCGUGUCUUUCUCCUGCCGUAAGUCCUAUGGUCAUUUUUCACUUCGCUCUCUCUUUAUGGAGCAAAACAUUGUUAAGCCACAAAUGACCUGAGACGCAGAGAAAUCAAUGUGUGAACAUGCGAAACACACUGCCAGGAAAUGUAACGUUCACUCGCUCUCUAAUGUUCAAAAACAUCCUCAAAGCAGAUUUUCGUGAGUUAAAGAGGAAUAAAAUUAAUCAAAGAAUUCACUCGGGAGCUUUUAGAACCAAAUCAAGAAACCAGAUACCCCGAAACCGGAAUGAGCCCGAUGCUAAAUGAGGAAGCGAUGUUUCAGUCUGAACGUGCAGGAUGAAAAGCGUGUGCUCGUACCUCUGGCGGAGCGCGCAGCUGCCAAAAGCAACGCGUGAAACGUGUCGAUGAGCGACUUUGUUCCUCCACAAAGUGCUGGAACACGUUUAGAAGCUCCGAGGAACCAACACACACUCGCCCCCGAAACUAUGGGGAGUAAUUAAAGAAGAAAAACACAUCUGCGGCCAAAGUAUUACGCCACUAUUAUGCAGGUUGAUCAAAUAUUUCACAUUAAAAAGGGUAUGAAUGCUGAAGCACAUCUGCGUCUGCAUCAGGGGAGAAGAAAAUCCCAGUAACCACGGAGACGAGAACCAGUAACACAUCGUUGUGUUCCUCUUUAAGUAAAGCCACAUUUUACAUCAUUCAGUUUGAUUUGAUAUUAAAGCACUUUGUUGACCUGGGACUUUAUUAAAGGGUAUAUAGAAAUUUGCUUUAAGCUGCUUUGUAGGUAUUCUUUUGAUGUUUUUCUUCUUUUUUUUUUUCUUUUUUUUUUCAAGAUUUAUAUAUUUUUUCUAUAUAAGCUAAUGUCUGAAGCUUUCGUGUGUACUGUGAAAAAUAAUUUGGAUAUUUCAUGUUUCCUAUUGUAAAAUCAUGGCAUGGUUCUACAUAUUAUUAAGAUUUCAUAGAAAAGUACUUGGUUUCUACUUUCAUAGUUAGAUUUAUAAAAUUUCAAUCAAAUAAGUGCAAAUUUAAAAUGUAUUUUAGGCAUAACCAGCAGCUGUACUAUCGAUAUGCUACAUGUGAGGCUGUAAUUCAAUCAGUUAGUUCUUUUUUUGUAGACAUUUAUAUAGCCUAUCGUAUUAUAAAAGCAUGUGUUGUAUUUGCUGAAAGCCUGAGAUGGUGGAUUUUGUAGGUAUCGAGUCUCUUGACCUUGUCUAGAACAUAUCGGCCUCUUAACUCUAAAGUGCCUUGCCGUGGUUGAAAAGGUCGCGUGUAGAACUGUCCGCAGCGGAAGCUCAUGCAAAGGCUUUCUGCGAAACGCGUCUUGUUCCACUUUGCAGAAACAUUGUGUGUGUCAAUAGAUCCGUGUAUGUAUAAAAAAAAUAUGCCAGUGUAUUUUAUAUGAUCGAGUGUUUCUGUGGCGGAUAAGUGAACACAAGCGUUGUCCCGACUUCGCGAUGAACGCCCCCCUCCGCCCGACCCCUCCGCCCGCUCACCCCUCGGUCGUGGUGCUCUCUUGGUGCAGCUCGGUCUUUUGAAAUUAGGUUUUUUCCAAUUCCGCGUUUUUUGGAGUAUGCAAAGAGGACGGACGCAUUUCUAUUGCAACGUGGCGUCUUUUCAGACGGUGACUUGUGUGACGUUUCUGCGGUCAAUGAAGAAUUGCGUAGUUGUAAAUGGGACAGGACUUGUUCUGGGUUCCUCUAAUUGAAAAGACCUUCUACUGUGUAUUCAAAAACAAACAACCCUUUUUACUCUUGCGUUAAAUUCAAUAGAAAAUCCUGUAUCUCUUUUGCUACUUCUAAAUAUGGAAAAAUGCCUCGUUUACACACAUUAGAUGACAAUUAAGCAACUCAGAGGAAAAUAAUCCAGACUGGUUUUGGUAUUUCAGCAUUUAUAUGGUUUGUGACUUCAUUGUAUUGCAGCUUAAGGCGGGCUUGUCCUACGUCUGGUGUUGCAUGUAUGCGAUAUAUUAACCAGCUACAACAACAAAAAAAAGGAGAAAAAAAGUUUGCACUGUCACACUGCCAGAAUAUUUGUAUAGACUUAUUUUCAGUGUAGUAAAGGCUCAAUAACUUCUGCCAGCUUUGCUGCUACUGGAAAAGGUAUUAAUGUUUGAUGUUUGAAUGUUGUUGUGCAUCCACAGCUCAGACUUCACAAACCUACGAAAUAAUCUCUCUUCUGCAUCCAAUCUCACUCGGUUGAAUCAUUGUAAAUGUCGCUGAGACUGACGCCACCCCCGCCCCCCCGUUCCGCGUUUAGAGUUCAAUUUAAUGUGCACGUUGGUCGAACCACGAUACCGAUGUCUAGCGUGGGAAUCUAACAGUCAACCAAAGUGGUGUUCAAGUAGCUCUCUGAAUACAGGUGUUUCUAAGAGGAGACGGAAGCCCGGUCGGGGGACGGGGGGACGGGGGGGUCUCCGGGUGGGUUUUUGCUUGUAUUUCCUCGUAUGGAGGUGACAACAGGACUAUGCCAUUGACUUUUGCUUACAACAUUAUUCGUGGACGUGAGCCAAUUCUUUGCAGUUUUACCAAAGACUUGAACUGUUACUUCUUUGUUGCUACAUUUCGUCAUUUGUUUUUAUCUCAGUAAGAAACCCCAAGUUGAUUUAAAAACCCUAAUCACCUAGUACCUUAAAUAGAUAACGUUCAUUGACAGCAAUUAAUGGCAUCUUUUUCUAUCUUAACUGAGCUGUAGUGAGUCGACGCAGAAUUGAUUUGAACUUCACGGAACGCGCGUUUGUGACUUUGCUUUGUGUUAAUUCUACAUUGACGUACAUUGAGGUUUGUGCGGCGCGCUGGCGAGCACAUGUGAGCAUUCGGUCGGUAUAAAUGUCGUCUACAGUGAAGCAGUGUGUGCAUCUGAAGUGGCCAUAAUCACCUUUUUUAGUUUGUUGAUGGUUGUGCAUUAUAUGCUGUUGUGAGGGGCCUGCAGCGACCGGAAGGGGCUCGGUGGUUUUUAUUCCUCCAAGCGGUGGUCCAGUUGAGUUUUAGUUUUUGUAAAAUGUCUGUGGACAGGUGAUGAUUGUGAGGAACAUUAAUGGCAGAUACAGACAUGAUUAAAACAGAUUUUUUUGUUGUUGUUCGUAUGUUGUUGUCGGUCUCUCAAGUGGUCUACAUGCCCCCAAUUCAAGUGAAAAAAAAAGACCGAAAUGGAACAAAAAUCCCUUGAUGAGCACAGCUUUCAUUUCUUUAGAUCUGUUGAAUUGAAUUCAAACGGCCCGGCGACUUUUUCAAGUACAACUGUGCCUUUUUUUUUAUUAUCGUUUUGAUUGGCAUGAAGACGAUAUGUCUCAGUGACACAGUGUUUGCUCUCAGUAAGAUGGCAAAAUGCAACAUGCUUAAUUAGAAUCAAAAUUCCAGUGCCUUACGCCAUCUCUGUGGACCGCCGUGUGUUUGCUAAACGAGCCUCUAGAUUAAGGAGGAUUAAGGAUCCCAUAGAACGAGAUCCGCUUUUAUGAGCCACAAACGAGGACGCAGCGGUUCUAAAUGACUGAUGAGCGCCGGUCUCGGUCUGUAUUUGCCAUACCACUUUAAAAAAAAAAAAACUGCAAUACUUAACCGUUGAAUACACUAUUUUGAUCUCAAUAAGUCAUUUAGCACCAAAAAGUCGGUUGUUUGUAAGAAAAGCACCAAAUAAGACUCGUGUAAAUGAACUGUAGUAGAUGAAUCGUUACACUGCUUUGAAUAGUUGAAUCUAUCUCGCGUUAUUGUCAGUAGUUGUGUUGUCUUUUUGUUUUUAAUAUUAUCAAAAUGAAGCCUGACAAUUUAUGCAAUCUUGUACAUGUAUAUGAUGAUGUAUGGAGCUUUUCAAAUUAGGUAAAAUACAGGUGUUGUCUAAAGUAAAUGAUCUGAAUGUGGAACCAGUUGUUCCAUACACUUAAGAAAGAAUUUCAGUAGAAAUGUUAUUUUAACAUUGAAGCCCUGAAAUAUUGAAUGUAUCGUUCUAAAUUAGAUAUUAAAUGAACAGUUCACUGGAUAUUGUGGAGCUCAGUUAAUUCCUUUUGAUGUAGCAUCUAGUUGUGAAUUGCUAUUCAAUAAAAUGUAUUAGUACUAAAACAAA
This is a messenger RNA of Gasterosteus aculeatus aculeatus (three-spined stickleback), 7216 nucleotides long. NCBI's taxonomy places the organism in Eukaryota, Metazoa, Chordata, Actinopteri, Perciformes, Gasterosteidae. The record is from RefSeq and is a predicted model, not a curated record.